Molecule: messenger RNA, 1475 nt
Organism: Gasterosteus aculeatus aculeatus (three-spined stickleback)
Lineage: Eukaryota; Metazoa; Chordata; Actinopteri; Perciformes; Gasterosteidae
Gene: s100v1
Product: S100 calcium binding protein V1
Source: RefSeq, a predicted model, not a curated record
UGGUCAGCGCCCAGUGGGCGGGGCGUGAACUGGGCGGAUCCCUCCGCGGCUCCGCGGCUCCGCUUCGCUUCUCGGGACUUUUCGUGGCUUCUUCUUUCCGUUGAGGCAGCGAACCUGCGCAGAUGGCGACCACGUACUCAGAUCUGGAGCUGGCCAUCAACACGCUGGUCUCUGAGUUUCACGGAGCUGCAGACGACGGACCGACCCUGAACGCCUCUCAGUUCCAGAACAUGAUCGUCAAGCAGCUGCCGGGGUUCGCCAAGCAAGUGGAGACCGAGGAGGGUCUGGGUCUGGUUCUGGACCAGAUGGGGGUCAAAGAUGGUCAGAGCAUCUCCUUUGAGAACUUUUGGACUCUGAUCAACAAACAGGCAGUCCAGCAGUUUGCCUCCUCCCACAAAGAGAAGAACAUCAGCUGUGGCUGCUACUUGAUGUGAAACCCGAGACCACCUGAGACCACCUUACUGAAACCUACGACCACCGGACUUCCCCUGAAACCCACCUGAGAUUGUUUGUACCUGCAUCACAUCUGGGACCACCUGACGGACACACCUACAUCAACCUGCAUUCCAGAUACAACCGAGACCACCUGGGACACGAACACACCUGUAAGAAGCUGCAUCACCGGGCUGAUCAACGGGGGGCGGCAGGAGGAUCGUGGGACAGGACGGUGCCGAGAAAGAAGAGUUUCACCAUGAUGAUCAAAGAAAAAAAACAUAUAAUAAAUUCAUUAAUCAUCGAGCAUAAUCAUUAAUUAGCGGAAGAUAAAGGAACUGGAAACUGAAAUAAAUGUGAACAACGCUAAAUAAUUCAGGUAAUUAGAUAAAUACAUCAAAAACAUGCAAAACAAAAACUUGGAAAUGCAUGUUUUAAUUAAAACUCCACAAAAGACAACAAUUAAAAAAAUAAUACAUAACUUCGAAAAUAUAUUUAGACAAAACGACUAAACGUGAUGAACUAGGUGGAUAGAAAUUAUAAUAAGGGAAUGGAAACCACCAUCACAUGCAUCAAAAUAAAUUAACAGAAUGAAUUAUGUAGAAUUGAAUUAAUUUCCACAAAACUGGAAAAGAAAUUCUAUAAAAAUAGUACAGAAAAUGAAUAAAUAAUGUGGGUAAAUUUAUUGGCAUUAAUCUAAAAAAAGGAAUACAUGUAUUAGUGUUUACAAAUCAAAUUCCUUGAAAAAUGUGAAAGUUAGUUUGUGGUCAAAUUAUUUCAUGUCACUUAUUUCUCAGACAUUUAUUCUUCAUCUAUUGAUGUUUUGAUAUUUUGGACCUCCGUACCCAGAUUCAAACAAGUUUAAUUCAGAUUACAUGUUAACCUGUUAAAGUUGAAGUUGAAUUAUAAAUAUGUGAUACUAAUUCAUGUUUGUUUUUCACUAAUAAACCUAGUUCUUGGAUUUGUAUAAUCGUGGUUAUGUAAUGUUGCUCCUUUAACAUUCGUUCUUGUCACUAAUAAAACUAUUCUCUUCUGAUACAAAA